AUGAUUAAUUUUACUAUUCAAAAGGAAGAAGUCGACCAAACUCUGAUUAGUUUUCUUAAAAAAAGGUUUAGAACUACCCCGUUAAGUCUAAUUUAUAAAUUAUUCCGAACCAAAAAGGUAAAAAUUGAUGGAGAGAAUAUUCGUUAUUAUCACCACCGUUUAAAAGGAGGAGAAAAAAUUGAAAUCCACGACAAUUAUCUCCAAUUGUCUAAUCAAGUCAUUUAUCCUCUUUCUCAUUCUAAGUUAUAUUUUGAAGUGGUUUAUGAAGACCAACAUAUUUUAAUUGCUCUCAAAGAGCACGGAAUAACCAUGCCUAGUUUAGACAAUGCGGUCAGAAAUUAUUUAUCGGAAAAAAACCCGGUGGAAUAUCAGCACCAAAUUGCUAAUUUUUUUGUCUUGAUUGCCGCUCACCGACUGGACAAGUUAACUAAAGGCUUGGUGAUUUAUCCUAAAAAUCCGCCCGCUAAAAAAGUUUUAUAUAAGGCAAUGGCUGACAAAAGCCAAAUAACUAAAAAAUAUUUAGCAAAAUGCGAAACUACUCACCAAAUACUACCUAAUUAUGUUAGCGCCAAGUUUUGUGCCUUAGAAAUAAAGCAGGUUGCUAAAAAAACCCCUUAUCAAACCUUAGAAAUUACCUUGCAUACUGGUCGCAAGCAUCAAAUUAGGAGUAUUUUAGCUUAUUUAGGCUGUCCGGUGGUUGGUGAUAAAAAGUAUGGCAGCCAAAUAGAAAAUAAAAAUAAGAUUUGUUUGUUAGCCUAUAAAAUAGGGUUCAAUAAUUUACCCUCGCCCCUGGCUUAUUUAAACGGAAAAGAGUUAGAAAAUAAUCAGGACAUCGAGUUAAAAACUGCUCCAGAGUAUGUGGUUGGUUAUUUAGUAGAAAAGUUAAGGAAUAAAGAUUUAUCUUUGGUUGCCAAAAAGAAAGUGCUGGGAGUGGGAGUAGGAAGAGUGAGUGAUAGUGAGUAUUUACAAAAUGAUGCAGUUGGAAAAUGUGGAGAUUUUUUUCGGGAUCAUGAUUUUAAAUAUUAUGAAACUGAGGAAACGCUCAAAGAAAUAGGGAAAAUCGAAUACACAAAAGUGAAAAUAAUAGAAAAGAAAAAUGAUGAAGAACUAGCCAAAACUGAGAAAGAAAAUUUAAAAAACCCAGCACCGACAAAUAAUGAUGAUGCUGAUUGGAAGAAAAAAUUUAUUGGUGAUAUUGAAAUGGAUCUGAUUAAGAAAAAUAUUUCACAAGAAAGAUUAAAUGUGAUAAGUAAAUUAGAGUAUGAAUAUACUUGUGCUAAUUGUGGAGUAAAAAAAGAAGAAUAUACGACUCAUAGAGUUGGAAGCAAGAAAUGUUGCUCUUCUGAUUGUAAAAAGGCAUUGAAAGGUGAAAAUAAGGGAGUCGAUAAAGAUGAUGCGAAGGAAAUAAAAAAAGAACUGCAAGAAAUUAAAGACUAUUUAAAAAACCACAACGAGAAUGCUAAUGAAGGAGGAGUAGUUAAUAUUACUUUAAGUAGUGAUAAAUUAGUGGUCGAAUUCAGUGGUAAAAAAACGAAGAUAAUGGAGGAAAGCGAGUUGAAUUCCGAGCAGAGAAUGGUCAAAAAUUAUCUGCAAGGCACUUCUGGAAAGAAAUCAAUUGAUCGCAGCGAAUUGGAGAAAAUGGUUAGCGGCUAUAAUGAGCAAGGAGGAAAUAAACAGCCAAAUGGUGGCAAUGGUGGAAUAAUAGUGGCCAUUGUGGCAGUUGGUCUAAUUUUAGCCUUUGUGAUUGGAGCAGUGGUUUACAGCAAGAAUAAGAAAAGAGAUUAUUAA
This is a messenger RNA of Funneliformis geosporum, 1788 nucleotides long. Lineage: Eukaryota; Fungi; Glomeromycota; Glomeromycetes; Glomerales; Glomeraceae. The record is from the annotation of a GenBank genome assembly.